AUGUUCUCCUCAUUGGCGUCCUUGGCUUCGCUGGCCCUGUUGGUCUUGCAGCCGAGCGCCGUGGGCGCAAUUCAAACCAUUUCCGCGGUCGGGUCCAAGUUCUUCUACGAGAAUGGUACCCAGUAUUACCUCAAAGGCAUCGCCUAUCAGCUGACUCCUGAUGAUCCCCUGGUCGACGAGGCCCAAUGCAAGCGCGAUAUCGUUCGCAUGGCCCAGUUGGGAGCCAACAGUAUCCGUGUGUACCAUGUGGAUCCAAAAUUAGAUCACAAGGCUUGCAUGUCAGCGUUCGCUGAUGCGGGCAUUUAUCUGUUCGUCGAUCUCGACACUUUCACCACGCAGAUUGAGCAGACUAGCCCUCACUGGAAUCAGACCCAGUUCGACCGCUUCAAGGAAGUCGCCGAUGAGUUCGUCCAGUUCGAUAACACCGCCGGUCUGUUCGUCGGCAACGAAGUCGUCACUACAUCCAAUGGUUCAGUGGCUGCGCCAUACGUUCUGGCUGCAGCCCGUGAUAUCAAGGCAUACAUCCGAGACAAGGCCGACUACCGAAAGGUCCCAGUCGGCUACUCAGCCGCAGACAUCUCUUCCCUCCGCCCCAUGCUCCAGAAUUACUUCGCCUGCAGCAGCAAUGCCUCCGAGCGCCUGGACUUCUACUCGCUGAACGCCUACGAGUGGUGCGGCUCUUCGAGCUACACCACAUCCGGCUACGACAUGCUUCAGAAGAACGCGACAGACUACCCCAUUCCCAUCUUCUUCUCCGAAACAGGUUGCAACACCCCAUCGCCCCGCACCUUCGCGGACCAGGCUGCUAUUUUUGGCUCCGAAAUGAGCGAUACUUGGUCUGGUGCUAUCAUAUACGAGUGGAUCGAGGAGACAAAUGACUAUGGGCUUAUUAGCUACGGCCCUGCUAACACUAAUGCCGCUGCUACAAACACCCUUGUCGAGGGAGGUUAUACUCGUGGCGGAACUCCUACUCCUGUCUCACCCGACUUUGGUAAUCUCCAGUCGCAGUGGGCUACCCUAAACCCGACUGGUGUUGCCCUUGCCUCUUACAAGAAGUCUACCGCUACCAUCAGUGCUAUCGAGUGUCCUGCCUCGACCUCGGGUGUCUGGGACGUUGACCCGAGCUCUUCGCUCCCUACUAUCGGCCAGACAUACGGCAAGAGCUCCGGUUCCACCAAGACCGCUGGUGGACAGGAUAGCACUGCGACUACCUCUGGCGCGACUGCCUCGGCUACAAAAGGUGCUGCUAGUGCCUUGCAGGUCAGUAGCCCUGUGACAGAGCGCUUGCUCAUAAUUUCCCUGUUCCUGUCUGCUGUCUUGGGAGUCUUUUCUUUCUGGCUGUAG
This is a messenger RNA of Penicillium taxi, 1344 nucleotides long. RefSeq names its product putative 1,3-beta-glucanosyltransferase (gene gel6). Gene Ontology annotation, biological process: fungal-type cell wall (1->3)-beta-D-glucan biosynthetic process. The transcript has 3 exons. Gene Ontology annotation, molecular function: 1,3-beta-glucanosyltransferase activity. Gene Ontology annotation, cellular component: fungal-type cell wall; cytoplasm. The record is from RefSeq and is a predicted model, not a curated record. Bases 1 to 1344 code for a protein of 447 amino acids. Lineage: Eukaryota; Fungi; Ascomycota; Eurotiomycetes; Eurotiales; Aspergillaceae.